Molecule: messenger RNA, 423 nt
Organism: Penicillium lagena
Lineage: Eukaryota; Fungi; Ascomycota; Eurotiomycetes; Eurotiales; Aspergillaceae
Product: GFA family protein
Exons: 4
Coding region: 1-423 (140 amino acids)
Molecular function (GO): carbon-sulfur lyase activity
Source: RefSeq, a predicted model, not a curated record
AUGCCCACGUAUCCCGGAUCGUGCUUCUGCCGCAAAAUUCAGUACGAGCUGCGUCUGGCCUCCCCUGACGACGCCCGCACCUCGCUUUGCCACUGCCGCAAUUGCAAGAAAGCUUUCGGAACAAAUUAUGGUCUAACAACUAAGGUCCCCAAGGAAUCCUUUCACCUGACAACAGGCAAACCAAAGGAGCAUGAGUCGGAUAAUGGCUCCGGAGUCGUGAUUCAUCGAGAAUUCUGCGACAACUGUGGUAGCUUCAUUCUUGAAUACGGGACUGCCGCUAAAGAUCAUUUCCGCUACAUCUGUGCCGGCUCUCUCGAUGACCCGGAGGCACUACCGCCCAAAGGCGAGUUCUUCUGUAAAUCACGGGCGACCUGGAUGCCGGAAGUCCCAAAUAUAUUUCACAAGCAGGAGAUCACGGAGUAA